Corylus avellana is the source of this 2941-nucleotide messenger RNA. Its product is annotated as type IV inositol polyphosphate 5-phosphatase 7. Gene Ontology annotation, biological process: phosphatidylinositol dephosphorylation. The record is from RefSeq and is a predicted model, not a curated record. Gene Ontology annotation, molecular function: phosphatidylinositol-3,4,5-trisphosphate 5-phosphatase activity; phosphatidylinositol-4,5-bisphosphate 5-phosphatase activity; inositol-polyphosphate 5-phosphatase activity. NCBI's taxonomy places the organism in Eukaryota, Viridiplantae, Streptophyta, Magnoliopsida, Fagales, Betulaceae.
AAAGAGAAACUCAGGCAAGCAGUUCUCUCUCUCUUACUCUUUCUCUCUUUCUCUCUCUCUGGCGCAUUGUCUUGUUCUGCCUCAGAAUCUCGUCUCACUUCCACGCAUUAAAGCAUUGUCUCUCUUUCUCUCUCUUUCCAGUCGUUGUGGGUGUUUUCAUAUUUCUUUGGUUUCUACUUCUUUGCGCCUUAAAGACUUCCAUAUAGUGCAUUUAGUAGCUCCACAAGAGAAAAGCAAGAAAACCCAUUUGCUGCUUGGUUGAGCUCUUGAGGUUAUUUUUAUUCUUGUUCCAAAGCCCAAUAUAGAGAAAGCCCAGGAGUUGGGGUGGGGACUGAGGAGAAUCCUCUGCUAAUGAGGUUCUAUUCCUUGUAUUUAUGACAUCUUGGGUUUGUUUUAAGCAAAACCCAGAAAUCCAGAAAUAGCAGAGAAUACUAGGAGAACUGUAUGAAGUGGUAGUGAAACAAUGAGAGAUGGGAAUUCCAAGAAAAGCAAGCUCUCAUGGUCAAAGAAAAUGGUCAGGAAGUGGUUCAAUAUCAAGAGCAAGACUGAGGAUUUUCAGGCAGAUGAUGUUAAUCACGGUGGGAUUCCUUUAUCAGGAGGUGAUAUGGAAUAUAGGAGUAGCUUCUCAGAGAGGGAGCCAUGCACAAUCAAAAAAAGCAAAACAGAAAAAUUUAGCCGAAACACAGAGCAGGUCCGGCGAGGAAGAAUGAAUCUUGACCACCCUCGGAUUAUAGAUGUGCAGAACUAUAGCAUAUUCGUAGCUUCAUGGAAUGUGGCUGGAAGAUCCCCACCAAGUAAUUUGAAUCUAGACGACUGGCUUCAUGCCUCACCUCCUGCUGACAUUUAUGUUCUGGGAUUUCAAGAAAUUGUUCCACUGAAUGCUGGGAAUGUUCUGGGCGCAGAAGACAAUGGUCCUGCCAAAAAAUGGCUUGCUCUCAUUCGAAAGACUCUAAACAAUCUUCCUGGGACCAGUGGAGCUAGUGGAUGCUAUACACCAUCUCCCAUUCCUGAGCCAGUUAUAGAAAUAAAUGCUGAUUUUGAGGGAUCGGCUAGGCAGAAGAACUCGUCUUUCUUCCACCGCCGAUCAUUUCAGACAACCCACAGCUGGAGAAUGGACAAUGACCCUUCAAUUCCACAACCGCGACUUGAUCGGCGAUUCAGUGUUUGUGAUAGAGUAAUCUUUGGCCACAGGCCAAGUGACUAUGAUCCCAAUUUUAGAUGGGGUCACAGGCCAAGUGACUAUUCCAGGCCAAGUGACUAUUCCAGGCCUAGUGACUAUUCCAGAUGGGGUUCAUCUGAUGAUGAUAACGGGCCAGGGGAUUCACCAAGUACUGUGCUAUAUUCACCAAUGUCCUUUGGUGGAUCUGCUUCCACUGAAGAUGGAUAUAGAAUGCCAGGCCGUUCAAGGUACUGCUUAGUUGCAAGUAAACAAAUGGUUGGCAUAUUUCUCACAAUAUGGGUGAGAAGUGAAUUGAGGGAUUCUGUUCAGAACAUGAAAGUAUCUUGUGUUGGCAGAGGAUUGAUGGGUUACCUCGGAAAUAAGGGAUCAAUUUCGGUCAGCAUGUCUUUACACCAAACAACUUUUUGCUUCAUCUGUAGUCAUCUAACCUCAGGACAGAAGGAUGGUGAUGAGCUAAGAAGGAACUCUGAUGUCAUGGAGAUCCUUAGGAAGACUAGGUUUCCACGGGUUCAUGGCUCUGGCGAUGGGAAAUCCCCAGAAACAAUCCUUGAGCAUGAUCGAAUUAUUUGGCUUGGGGAUCUGAAUUAUCGUAUUGCCCUCUCUUACCGCUCUGCUAAGGCGCUUGUUGAGAUGCAAAACUGGAGGGCAUUGUUAGAGAAUGAUCAGUUACGUAGAGAGCAGAGACAAGGUCGUGUUUUUGUGGGAUGGAACGAAGGGAAGAUUUAUUUUCCCCCAACUUACAAGUAUUCAACUAAUUCAGACAGAUAUGCAGGGGAUGAUAUGCACCCAAAGGAGAAACGUAGAACACCUGCUUGGUGUGAUCGAAUUCUGUGGUAUGGAGAAGGCCUUCAGCAAUUAUCUUAUGUUCGUGGGGAAUCUAGAUUUUCGGAUCAUAGACCCGUCUACGGAAUAUUUUGGGCUGAGGUUGAGUCAAGCCAUAACCGAUUGAGGAAAAGCAUGAGUUAUUCUAGUUCCAGGAUUGAGGCAGAGGAGUUUCUGCCUUAUUCACAUGGAUAUACUGAGCUAAACUUUUUCUAAAGUGAAGGAGAAUAAGUACGAUCCACACUGAUCCGCACUCGACAUUUGGUCCCCAGUUGCAGGCGGGAAUCUCUUUGAAGCAACUCGUCCUUGAAGGGUGAUGGAGACAUUCCGUUGCCCACAAACCGAAAAAGGUGUUAAUUUUGUAUUUCCUUGCCAUUGCCAACACAUUGUAUCUUUGAUCAUCACAUCUUCUUAGCUAACAACACACCAGUUCAGUAUGUUGCAUAAUUUUGUUAACCGAUUAACAAGCACCUUUUCUGGCAUCUCAUAGUUCCGUACGAGCAUGUGCAGUGCUGCAUAAUGAUGAUGAACUCGACCAAUCAAGAAGUGCCAAGUGGGUCGAUGACGAUUUUUUUAUUCAUGAUUCUUUAAUUUGUUUAGAGAGUACAUAGAUGAUGACUGAAUGACAUUGAAAGAUGGUCAAAAUAAUCAUCCGGGUUCUAACUUUUUGUUUUAAAUGCAAAGAGAAGUAAAAGAAAGAUUCGAUGGAUACUCAUUGCCAAAAGUGAUGGAGAAAAUGUAGAGAAAAAGAAAAAAGAAAUGAAGUUGAUGAUAGAAAUCAGAAAACCUCUUCUGCUCUCUCUGUUGUCGUUAAUGAUUCUACUGAAAAAGGUGGGUUUUCUUGAGAGUCUCCCACCUCCACUGCUGUUUGCUUUUAUUUUUACUGUUACAUGUUUUACAGAAUACAAAAGCACAAGACAGAUUCCCAGCUUUGCCAGA